UUUGGUCUUCUUGACUCUUCACGUUGAAAACAAGAAAGAGAGAGAGAAAGAAAGUAAUGGCGUACAGCGCAGGCUUCUUGCACCAAAGUGCACUUACCUCCUCAGCUGCACGAUCAUCUUCCUCUUCCUCGUCGGUUCAUCACGUGACCUUAUCGAGACCCCUCCAUUUAGUAUGCAGAGCUCAACAGUCUCAAGAAGACAUCAACUCCGCCGUCUCCCGCCGUCUUGCCCUCACCUUCCUCGUCGGUGCUGCCGCCGUCGGAUCCAAAGUCUCUCCUGCUGAUGCUGCCUAUGGUGAAUCCGCAAAUGUUUUUGGGAAGCCAAAGACCAACACAGACUUCAUGCCGUACAAUGGAGAAAGAUUCAAAAUCGAGAUCCCAUCGAAGUGGAACCCAAGCAAAGAAGUUGAGUAUCCAGGACAAGUCCUAAGGUUCGAAGACAACUUCGACGCCACAAGUAAUGUCUCUGUAAUGGUCACUCCAACAGACAAGAAAGCCAUCACUGAUUACGGUUCUCCCGAACAGUUUCUUUCUCAGGUCAAUUAUCUCCUUGGAAAGCAAGCUUACUUCGGAGAAACCGCCUCUGAGGGAGGGUUUGAUGCAAAUGCAGUGGCAACUGCAAACAUUCUUGAAACAUCAACACAAGAGAUCGGUGGGAAAAAGUACUAUUACUUGUCGGUUUUGACAAGAACAGCUGAUGGAGAUGAAGGCGGGAAGCACCAGCUGAUCACAGCCACUGUGAAUGGUGGGAAGCUUUACAUCUGCAAAGCACAAGCAGGAGACAAGAGGUGGUUUAAAGGAGCUAGGAAAUUCGUCGAGAAUGCUGCUACUUCCUUCAGUGUUGCUUGAAACUAACUAAAUCGAAAUACACUAAUGGAAUGCUCUGUUAUUUUCUUGUCUUCUUCUUCAUCGUCUCUUGUAUAAAAAAAAGAUGGAUCAAGAAAACAAAACAAGCAUUUGAUAACUAUGAAUUUAAGGUUCUCUGGUUGUUACUAUUGUGAUGAAGCCUUAUCUUUUUUUUA
This is a messenger RNA of Eutrema salsugineum, 1021 nucleotides long. Its product is annotated as oxygen-evolving enhancer protein 2-1, chloroplastic. The transcript has 4 exons. Gene Ontology annotation, molecular function: calcium ion binding. Gene Ontology annotation, biological process: photosynthesis. The record is from RefSeq and is a predicted model, not a curated record. Gene Ontology annotation, cellular component: photosystem II; photosystem II oxygen evolving complex; extrinsic component of membrane. The coding region runs from base 57 to 848 and encodes 263 amino acids. NCBI's taxonomy places the organism in Eukaryota, Viridiplantae, Streptophyta, Magnoliopsida, Brassicales, Brassicaceae.